Messenger RNA from Linum tenue, 3982 nucleotides. The record is from the annotation of a GenBank genome assembly. NCBI's taxonomy places the organism in Eukaryota, Viridiplantae, Streptophyta, Magnoliopsida, Malpighiales, Linaceae.
AAGAAAUUCGGUUUGAAAAAGCUGGAGAAUUAGGGAUCCAAGAAGAAGGAGAAAAAGAAUCCAUUUUCUUUGUGUGGUCGUUGACAGGGAGAAGAAGAAGAAAGGACAAAAGUUCGGCCCUGCUGCUUCGCCGGUGAACGGCGGAGGAAGAAGUAACAAGACCCUCACCGUCUUGGACAAAGGGGGAAGAAAUCAAGAAAGCAGUUCAGGGAGAGACGGGAAACAUAAUUGUUAUCUGUUCGCCAUUUUCGAAACCCCUCUCUCUCUCUCUCUCACGCACCCGCCCCAAUUUGCUUUUCCUGGUUUUUUUAUGAAUUUCUUCCAUGGAUCCUUCGCCCUAGCAUCGGUUCUUCCCCCUUUUCAACUUCCCGUACGCGGAAUUUCGUGGGUUCCCAGGAAUUUGUCUCUCCCCCAGAUUCAAUCUCUUUCUCUCCCCGCCCGCCCACCCACCAUGUACUUGAACCAAUCGGAUUCAUGAAUCUCGCCCCCUUUGCUUCUUUGUUUAAUCCUCGUGUCCCUAGAUCUUGAGUCUCAGAAGUUCAUUUGCCUCUUUCCCCUCAUUUGAAGGGUUGGAUUUGGAUUUGACGGUUUGGGGCAGUGUUUUUCGUUUGGGUGGAAGGAAGGACGGAAGGAAAGAAGGGGAGGAUGGAGAUGUCGUUCAAGGGUGUGGUGAGGGAGAUAAGGGACACCAUGGGCAUCAGAUCGAAGGGGAGGGCUAACGGUAAAGGGAUGAACCAUCACCGCCGGGGGAGAGCCCACAUUGCGCCGGAAGGUGGGUUGGAGGUGCCUCCUCAAUUGGGUAGCUGCGGCGGCGGCGGCGGUGACGGUUGCGGCAGCGAACAACAUGGUUUGUGGGCUACUUUGCCUCCGGAACUGCUGAGGGACAUAAUCCAGCGGAUUGAGACAAGAGGGACUACAUGGCCGGCCCGGCGAGACGUGGUGGCUUGCGCCGCGGUUUGCCGGUCUUGGCGUGAGAUCACUAAAGAGAUCGUCAAGACCCCUGAAGAAUGUUGUUGUCUUACUUUCCCCAUCUCCCUAAAGCAGCCUGGGCCUAGAGAUGUUCCUAUUCAAUGCUUUAUCAAGAGGCAAAGAGCUACUUCAACCUUUCAAUUGUACCUUGGCUUGAGCCCUGCUUUGUCUGGUGACAUGAGCAAAUUGUUGUUGGCUGCUAAGAAGGUUAGGAAGGCAACGAGCACUGAAUUCAGAAUAUCCUUUGUGGGGACUGAUUUCUCUCAAGCGAGCAGAACAUUUGUUGGAAAGCUGAGGUCUAAUUUUUUGGGGACCAAGUUCUCGAUUCAUGACAACCAACCUCCCAGUCCGGAACUGCAGUCCAUUUGUAUGCCACGUCGGAAGAUCAACUCAGUUCAGGUGCCUUCUUCAUGCCCAAGAGGGUAUGGAGUGGACACCGUAGUUUACGAGCUCAACGUCCUGCGAACUAGGGGACCGAGGAGGAUGCGGUGCACUAUGCAGAUGAUUCCAAUCUCAUCUGUCCUUGAAGGCGGGACUGCUCCUACCCCAACUGAGCUGAAAAAUUUCUGCACCGAGCAGCCAUCUCCAUCUCCUAGCACAACAGGGAAGAAGACUGCCAUUGUGGACUUGAGCUCAAGCAGCAGCCUUUCGGAUUCCUUGGUUGCUGCUGAGUCUGUGUGCAGAGAUCCUUUGGUUUUAAAGAACAAAGCUCCGAGGUGGCAUGAGCAGCUGCAGUGUUGGUGUUUGAACUUCAAGGGGCGAGUAACUGUGGCCUCGGUGAAGAACUUCCAGCUGGUUGCACAUGCUGAGCCUUCUGUGAAUCUGUCCCCAGAGGAACAAGAGAAAGUGAUUCUCCAGUUUGGCAAGAUUGGUAAAGAUAUAUUCACCAUGGAUUACCGUUAUCCGCUCUCUGCCUUCCAAGCUUUCGCUAUCUGUCUUAGUAGCUUCGACACUAAACCUGCUUGUGAAUGAUAUGAGAUGUAAUGGCGUUUUUGUUUUCCUUCAUCUGUUUACUAAUGUUGUUGUGCAAUAACAAUGCUUGUUGUAGCUUUUGAUAAAAUUUUGGUUGUAUAUACUCGUUUCUUCAAAAGAAAGCGUCUUUAUGUAGUUAUAUCAUCUCACUUUUUACAUAAAACAUCAUUAACAUGUAGUUUCCCCUGUUGAGGAAACAUUACAUGGCUUUUCUGGAUGAACUCUGCAUCCUUAUUUCUCCCCCUGCCAAAUAACGGUAGUUUACUGAGGCACCACUCUAGAGAACUCCAAUGUCUCUUUCUUUGCUGGUUUGACCACAGCCAUAAGCUCGACAGCCAUGUUUCCUCGGUUUAUCUGGAUUAUCUGGUUCAGAAUCACUCGUUUCCAUGAACAAUCCUCUUAAGCACCUUCUUCUCAGUCGAGGCUCGUAGGUAAGCUUCUCAGAUGGUGUAAGAUUGAACUCUGCUCUAUGUGUCCGAGGCUCUUCGUCAAUGGCUGAUCUGCUGAGUUCUGGCUGAUCACUAUGAGACAGAGAAAAGUGAACUCCGGGAUUGCUUUCGUUAACCAUGCUAUCGAGCAAGAUCGAAUUGUUGAUGCUCUGUGUGUUGCUGUUGAUGUAUGCCAUUGGCGAUGGCUGCUCAUCUUCCAUACCCGGGUUUUUCGAAUCCUUCAUCUUCUGGAAUCCUUCGCCAUCGGUGGUGGAUUCUAUGCUGUCGUCUGGAUUCGUCUUGUACCCACGAUGAAUGUGAAGGGAGCCUUCUUUCCUCUCUGGAUCAGCUCCAAAAAGCAUGGUGGCUCCCCUGUUUUCUCCGGACAGAGUGACGACGCUGACAGGUUGUUGUUCGCCACCUAUUGGAUGCUUGAUGUGUCCCAUGCCAAGCUUCUGGACGAGCUUCGAGAUAUCCUCCUUGAUCUCUUUGUGCAGCGGAACUUGCUCUCCUCCUCCAUUGGCGGUUGCAGUCUUCCUGAUCCUAGAUUGAUUAGAACUUACUCCUUUGACCUUCUCUUCACUCUGCGUGAAGCCUGUCGCCGGUUUCUUUCUUUCUCGAAUCUCUUGUUUCUCUUCCUGAUCUUCUUGGUUGACGGGACCUCUGGAAUGUGUUGCAUUUGCAGCAGAGGAAAGAAACGCGGCGACUCUGUUUCUCAGGUUGUUGUCUUCUGCAGCAGGGGCAGCCUUCAUCUUUUGUCCUUCCGUUCUGAUUUCUUGUUGACGUUCCUCUGAUGCUCUGGAGAACGGGGAGAAACGAGCUGGACCUUUAAUGGCGGCUUCUGAAGUUGCUUUCUUUUGAUGCUCUGUUUCCUGAUCCUCUGUUUUUUUUGGAGCAGCGAUUUCCUCCCUUGAUUGAGGCUUCGAUGCUUCACCAGCUAUGGGUAAUUGGGGUUUCUUCUGGGGAGAAGCAGAUGUUGGAGGUGUGAUUGAUGGCUGAAUUCCGGUAGCAGGAACCCGACGAGACGGACUUGGCGGUUGAGAAGCAGUCCGUGCUGCCGGAGCUGGUUCUGGCAGCUGCGUCCUGGUCUCAGUUCGUGAUGGAGACGGAGGAACAGAUGCAGCUCUCGACUGCGGAGCUCCACGGGACGGCGAGGGGGGAAGCGAGGCAACCUUGGAUUCUGCUGCUGCUGAACGGUAAGGCGACGUCGGGACGGAGCUACCUCGUUGCUGUGUCAUGACAGGGGAUGCCGGCUGGGAUUCGGUGGUCACCGGACGUGGAGGCGAAGGCCGCUGUGCAGCUGGAGCUUGUGCCGCUGUUGGAGGAGCAAUUCCGGCUGGCCGGAAUGGUGGACGUUGGGUGGAAAUGGUGGCAGUAGGUUGUGGUGGGGCUCGAAUCUCGACCGGCGUCGGACGUGGAGCUUCUGGUUCGGGGACAGGACGGGGUGGGGUGGUGACACGAGGUGGAGUCGUGGCGGCGGACAGCCAAGGAAGGCGGAAACGGAAUUGCCUCUGUUCUGCCAUUGAUGAAGGAAAUGAAGGACAAGAAAGAACAGAGUGAGAGGAAUAAAGAGAGCUAGUAUUGGUUAUUUUUGGUUUCCAGAAUUGUUGGGU